CCGCGACUGCCGCUCCUAUCACUUCCGACCGCGAACAGACGGGCCCGUCGUCGGCUCCUGCCAGCGACCAUAUUCGACCUAGGAAGUACGGCCGAGUUGUCGCUGGAUCAUGAUUUCCUGCCUUUUUUAGUCAACCAUGACGGCCAUUUCCCUCGACGUGCCGCAGCCUGCCCAACUCGGCCGAGGGCAGGCCUCGGCUCAAUUCUCGAGAGCCGCCACUCUUGCCGCGUCCUCACCGUCCCGACAUCCUGGCUCCUUCUCUCGACAGACGACGCACGCCAUGUCGUAUCUCCAGGCCCAGUACGCCGAAGCGUCGGCAUCGACAUCGGCAGCGGCAUCAUCGUCGCAAUCCAACAAGAACAUGAAUGGUGCUUCUUCGGCGCAUGCUCCCGCGCUCGCUCCGGCGCGGCCGGGACAGCCGCUCGCAAAUGACAGACCGGUCACGUCCCCGACCCCCGCCUCCACGCACCGCCCGUCCAGCGCCCCUGGGGACAAUCAGGUUGCGGUCCCAAACAACCGUGCCGAUUCCGGACCAGUCGAAGGAAAUCGCUCUGCUGCCACGAGGCCAGCCAAACCUCCUUUGCUUCGAUCCAAGAGUGAGCACCGCCCGCGUUUUGACGAGGCCGACGACAAUGUUGAGGAAGAGUACUACGACCUGGGCGCCAGGCAUGGAUUCGAGGACCAUUACCUGUCUGAAGACAUCAUCGCUCAACUCGCCAAUAAUUGGUACAUGUAUUUCACCGACAAACGCCAUGAGACGACGGGGAAGCCCAAGUCACCGGCCUUCGAACUUCAGGACUGGCGAAUGCGCGAUCGGCUCAAGACGGUUUCGGCUGCCAUUGCCGUCUGCCUGAACAUUGGCGUUGAGCCUCCAGACCAGCUGCGAACCACACCCGGAGCCAAGCUAGAGGCCUGGCAGGACCCAACCGUUCCGCCAGUCGGCAAAGCGUUGGAAAACAUUGGCAAAGCUCUGCAGGCUCAAUACGAGAACCUCGCCCUCCGAACUCGCUAUAAGCAAUACCUCGACCCGUCGAUCGAGGAGACCAAGAAGUUCUGCAUAUCCCUUCGCCGGAACGCCAAGGAUGAACGAGUUCUCUUCCACUAUAACGGGCAUGGAGUGCCCAAGCCGACCGCUUCUGGCGAGAUCUGGGUCUUCAACAAAAACUAUACCCAGUAUAUCCCGGUUUCGCUAUAUGACCUUCAGCAGUGGCUCCAGGCUCCCACGAUUUUCGUUUGGGAUUGCUCCGAGGCGGGGAACAUCCUCAGAAACUACCACAAGUUCGUCGAGAAACAUGAGCAAGAAGAGGAGGAGCAGAUGCUCAAGGAUCCGAAUCAUGAGAAGACGAAUUACCGCCCCUACAUACAUCUGGCGGCCUGCGACUCCAAGGAGAACCUACCGACGAAUCCCCUGCUGCCAGCCGAUCUCUUUACUUGCUGCUUGACCACGCCGAUUGAGAUGGCUCUUUGGUUCUUUGUACUACAGAACCCGCUCAAAACCAAUAUCACCCCUGAGAGAGCUCGGAAGCUCCCGGGAAGGCUCCAGGAACGACGGACGCCCCUGGGAGAGCUGAACUGGAUCUUCACGGCCAUUACGGAUACCAUAGCCUGGACAACUCUCCCGCGUCCGCUGUUUCGCAAGUUCUUCCGACAAGACUUGAUGGUGGCGGCUCUAUUCCGCAACUUCCUCUUGGCACAGCGCAUCAUGCCAGUCUAUGGGUGUACUCCCAAGUCCUACCCUGAGCUGCCGGACACCCGCCGGCACCCGCUCUGGGAGAGCUGGGACCUCGCGGUUGACAUGGCGCUCGCGCAACUCCCCAUGCUGGAACGGAGGGAGCAAGAGGGCAUCCCGUACGAGUACGUCAACUCGACCUUCUUCACAGAACAGCUCACAGCUUUCGAGAUCUACUUGACAAGGGGGGAUGCCGUCUCGCAGAAGCCCCCAGAGCAACUUCCCGUGGUCCUCCAAGUCCUCCUCAGCCAGCAGCAUCGACUACGAGCCUUGAUCCUCUUGGGCAGAUUCCUUGACCUCGGCCCCUGGGCAGUACAGCUGGCACUGAGCAUAGGCAUCUUUCCUUACGUGCUCAAAUUGCUGCAAUCGGCCGCGCAAGAACUCAAGCCAGUCAUGGUUUUCAUCUGGACUCGCGUGCUGGCUGUCGACAUCUCGUGCCAGCAAGACCUUAUCAAGGAUAACGGCUAUACCUAUUUUGCGGCUAUAAUGAAGCCACAAGAGACGUUCCCGGUCGUUGGCGUUGUCGUCCUGGACGAACACAAGGCCAUGUGCGCGUUCAUCUUGGCGAUGCUCUGCAAGGGCUUCAAGCCCGGUCAGAUUGUCUGCAACUCAACCGACAUCAUGACCUACUGCCUUCAUCAUAUUGAGCACCCCGAGAAUCCUCUACUACGUCAAUGGUCCUGUCUCUGCAUCAGUCAGCUUUGGAGUGAUCUUCCCGAUGCGAAGUGGAGGGGCAUCCGGGAGAACGCUCACCAUAAGCUUUCCUACCUCAUUAAGGAUCACUGCCCCGAGGUUCGCGCCGCGAUGGCGCACGCCAUGACCACGUUUCUUGGCAUCCCCGACCUCACCGAUGAAGUGGCCAGGAUUGAAGAGGGUAUUGCUUGGGCCAUGCUAGAGCUGGCUACGGACAGCAGCCCUAUCGUUCGGAAAGAACUACUUGUCUUCUUUUCACACUUUGUUCUCCGCUACGAGAAUAAGUUCCUCGUUGCUGCCUACGAGCAACUUCUUGAGGAGAAGGAGUACCAGCUCUUCCCUCCCCCGGAGGACGGAUUGGACCACAAAAUGGGUCUCCAUUACGCGCGGCGCGAGAACCGUGAGCGGGACGGCACCAUCUCGCCCAGUGCGUUUGGCGUGGCCCACGAUUCGGUGUUUGCAGCAUGCUGGAAGCACAUCAACAUCCUGAGCGUCGAUCCCCACCCGGAGGUACAAAGGGACGCCACCAUAAUCAUGGACUAUGUCCACCACGCGCUGCUGCACUCUCCUGUGGGCGCUCAAGCGCAGUCUCUGAUGGACGAGAUCCUUCGCCGCUCUAGGAAAGUGUCGAGAGGCGACACGAGCCAGAGGACCACCGUGGCGGGCAGCCGUACCGCGGCGGCGCAGCCGAUGCCGUCUCCCGGACUUCUCAAGCGGACCGCAAGCUACCUUUUUGGUCCCCUUAUGGGAACGCUGGACGCAUCCUCCAAUGCUCCAACACUCCCCGCAACUCCCGGAUUGCAAAGGUCAUUCUCUCAGCGAAGUUGGAAGGGACCGAGCCUCGAAAACGCACCACCGGAGCAGCACGACCAGGCUGCGCCGCCAUCAAACUAUCAUGUUGCGAACGAGCCGCUCUGUGCGGGUUACAAGGAACGCGACCCCAAGGAGACGCCCACCCUUCCCCUGGUCAGCACUUUUCUGGAAUGGUCAACCGAGUACUUCCGAGAACCUCAAAUGAAGGCACCCGAGGCAGAAGAACCAGGAAGCAACGAGUACAAUGAGCGGCUCUGGCGGCGGUCUCGCAACGAAGCUGUUCUUAGAGAGACUCAGCCUCAAAAAACAUACGCCAGGACACACAGAUGGAAUAGUCAGGCGGGAGUCAUCGUAACUGGCUCACAGCCGUCGAAGAUGACUUUCCACCAAUUUGAAAACCACAUCGCGGUUGCCGACGAUGGGAACACUGUCACCAUCUUGGAUUGGAAGACCAAUACCCGCAAGAGCCGCUUCUCGAACGGCAAUCCAGAAGGUUCCAAGAUCUCCGACAUGCGGUUCAUCAACGAGGACGACCAGGCACUCCUCAUGACCGGUUCAUCGGAUGGCGUCAUCCGUGUUUAUAACAAGUACGACAGCGAUGAGGGCGUGGAGCUUGCAUCUUCGUGGCGCGCAUUAACCCACAUGGUUCCUUCCAAUGUCAACUCCGGCAUGGUGUUUGAGUGGCAGCAGGUCAACGGUCAGGUGCUGGUGGCCGGCGAUGAGCGAGUCAUCCGGAUUUGGAACGCGGGCCACGAGAUGUGCACACACGAAAUCCCAGCGCGAUCGGGCUCCUGCGUGACGUCGCUGACGUCGGAUCAGAUGACGGGCAACAUCUUCGUCGCAGGCUUCGGUGACGGCGCCGUCCGCGUCUUCGACACGCGCUUGAAGCCGCAGGAGUCGAUGGUCCGCAAGUGGAAGGACGAGAACAGGCAGUGGGUGCGCUCGGUGCAUAUGCAGCGCGGCGGUCAACGUGAGCUACUGUCUGCGAGCCGCAACGGCAAGGUGAACCUCUGGGAUAUUCGCAUGGAGCAGCCCCUCAAGACGUUCCAGACAACCAAGGACGUGCUCCGAACGGCCAGCACGCAUGAGCAUUUACCUGUGUUUGCCAUCGGUACUUCUGCGCACCUCGUCAAGGUGUUCGACUUUGAUGGGCAUGAAAUCACUCGCCUAGAGCCCUAUUCAGGGUUCCUGGGCCACAAAGCUGCCCCGCUUGCGGCCACUGCUUUCCACCCGCACCGUAUGCUCCUAGGUUGUGCCGCCCGCGGCGAUAACCAUGUCAGCCUGUACACUUGUGGCAACGAGCGGGUUGGGCCGUUCUGAGCACUGCUUUCUUUCACUUUUUCUCUUUCUUCCUCCCUUAUCACAUGCUUUCCCCAUAUCCUUUAGGUUGGCAAGGGCGCAGUCUCAUUUGGCUCUUCUUUGGUUCGCUUCAGGCGUUUGGGAGAUACACGGUUCUGGCGGGAUAUAUAUAUAUAUAUGUGUAUAUAUACCUGGAGGCGUUUCGGGUAUAACGAGAGGGGAAGCAUGCUCGGGUUGGCUUCCGGAUUCUCAACAGUGACAUUAUUUCUGACACAGUUACGACCCCCCACUAAUCUAAUACCUUCAA
Molecule: messenger RNA, 4841 nt
Organism: Thermothelomyces thermophilus ATCC 42464
Lineage: Eukaryota; Fungi; Ascomycota; Sordariomycetes; Sordariales; Chaetomiaceae
Exons: 4
Coding region: 137-4555 (1472 amino acids)
Biological process (GO): positive regulation of protein serine/threonine kinase activity; cellular response to starvation; cellular response to amino acid stimulus
Cellular component (GO): TORC1 complex; cytoplasm
Molecular function (GO): protein binding; protein-macromolecule adaptor activity
Source: RefSeq, a predicted model, not a curated record